Messenger RNA from Arachis ipaensis, 1537 nucleotides. RefSeq lists its product as uncharacterized. NCBI's taxonomy places the organism in Eukaryota, Viridiplantae, Streptophyta, Magnoliopsida, Fabales, Fabaceae. The record is from RefSeq and is a predicted model, not a curated record.
AUGUCUCGGGUAAGUCGUUUCACGAAGAAAGCCUGUGUAGACACAGCAUGUCAGCAACCUCAAGUGGGAGGUCAUGCGACUUCAACUUCGCAGAGAGCGGACUGCCCAAUUCCGCCGCCCAGUGGCAGUAGUGCCCCCACAUCCUCGUCUUUACGCCCCUUUCGUCCACCCCGAACCAAACCACUGCCUGCUCCACAGGCUUCCAUGAAUGAUGUUGAAAACUCGGAGCCGGACGCCGAGGCAGAUGAGGUAGAUUCUUUUGACCAACAUGUUGAUAACCUUUUAGCUGCACAGGAUGCUCAGAAGCGCAAGGGACGCAAGACCACAGAAUUUUGGGAUGUUAAGACAAUUGAAUCCGAUGGCACAAUCAAACAGGUCAAACUGAGUGUGAAGGAAGCUAUGAAGCCACCUAACGGAAGAAAGGUUGUACUCAGGUUUAACAGUGCACUGCAACCAGUUGGGGAUGAAGCAGAUUUACUGAGCGGCGUUAUGGGACUGCUAGGAUCUGACUACACCAAAUUCCCAAUCGGCGAGAGGGACUGGAGAAAGGUUCACACCAGGGAGAAGGUCUAUAAUGAAAUAGUAAAGGAAAUGUUCCAUUUUGAAGAAGAUAGUAGAGGAAUUAUAAAGUCUGUAAUAUUCAAGAUGCUGGGAAGGGCUUGGAAGGAAACGAGAAGCAGAUUAUACCAUCACUACUAUGACGCAGAACUUUCACUUGCAGCAAAUAUUGAAAACCGCCCAGAUGGAAUUACUGCGGAACAUUGGAGAAAGUUUCUCGAUUAUCGCAAUAGCGAAGAGACACAGGAGAAGUGUAAGAAAAAUGUCGAGAAUCGAUCAAAGCAGCUUUACACCCACACCGGCGGAUCAAAAAGCUUGGCAAGGCUCGGAGAAGAAGAGUCGGAACGACAAAGGAGGAGAGUUAGUAGAGGAGAGUUGUAUCUCUUAACGCACAAAAGAGAUGAUGGCUCCUAUAUCCAUGAUGCGGCUCGCGCUAUUGGAGAAAGAAUUGAGGCUAUUGAGCAAGGCAAUGAAUCUUCUAGACUGUUAUCCCAGAAUGAUUCGCUUGCUCAAGCUCUCGGAAAAGAGCGCCCGGGUAGGGUGCGUGGCAUGGGGUUGGGACCGACUUCUAGUCAAGUCUUUGGUAUGAAUUCCCAUCAGCCGAGCAAUAGUUUUGAAAGGGAGGAGACCCAAAGGGGGCUGCUUGAACUGCAAGCAGAGUUGGCAGCAGAAAAAUUGAAAAGGAAGGCAGUGGAGGAUGAAGUAGCAGCUGGGAAGGGCAGGAUGCAGGCAAUGGAGAGUGCUUUGAUAUGUCUACUUCAAGGGCAAGGUAGGGAGCUGCCAUCAGACGUCGCCACAUGGAUGAGUGCGUUGGAGGGACAGAUUAGAAAGUAGUUCUUAGGAUUGUGGAACCUUUUCUUCUUUUAGAUAUACACUUUUAUUUUGUUGAUUAUGCAACUCUUAGUAAGGAGUACACUUUGUUGAUAUUCGGAUAAUUAUAUUAAUUAAGUUAAUGGUUUUGCUAUUGUCGUUUACCCUG